CAGCGGUCAUCUCGAGUUUUUCGUAGGCCAAUCGGAAAUUACUCAUGGGUUUCAUCUGAUUCUGAUUCCCAUGAUGAUGUCAAAAGGCGGUCAUCACCACCGCAUGAGCAAAUUUCCAAAACUCUCACCUCAACCACCACGACAAGAUGCCUCGCUCUGCAGAAACAGCCAGUUUCAAGUUCAACCACACGAUGCUUCGUGUCAAGGACCCCAAGGUCUCGCUUGACUUCUACACUCGAAUCAUUGGGAUGAAUCUUCUAACUGAGAAGAAGUUCUCCGACUUCACGCUUUAUUUCCUGGCAUUUGACGUGGAUAACAAAUUCGAUUCGUUGAACGAUGAGGAGAAAGCUAACGAGGCUCGGAGUAGGGAGGGUGUCCUGGAGCUCACCCAUAACCACGGCACAGAAAGCGACCCCAACUUCCAAGGAUACGCCAGUGGCAAUAGUGAUCCAGGAAAGGGAUUCGGUCACAUUGCUAUCGCCGUGGAUAACAUCCAGAAGGCGUGUGCGCGAUUCGAACAACUCGGUGUCCCGUUCAAGAAGAAACUCACAGAAGGAAAGAUGAAGAAUAUUGCUUUCAUGUUGGAUCCUGAUGGCUACUGGGUUGAAGUCGUUCCCAGCACCUUUGGUAGGGAUUGACUCAGCACGGGCACGGGAUCGGGAUCGAGAAUGUGAUUUCUGAAGAUGAUUAAACCUUACGAGUAUUGAAGCAAGAAACACUGUACAUUAUUGGUCGAAUUCACGAGGUCAUUGCGAUUUCCCAUGGUCGGUCAUUUCUUACGGGCA
Marasmius oreades (fairy-ring Marasmius) is the source of this 785-nucleotide messenger RNA. RefSeq lists its product as uncharacterized. The transcript is spliced from 7 exons. The coding region runs from base 147 to 638 and encodes 163 amino acids. Lineage: Eukaryota; Fungi; Basidiomycota; Agaricomycetes; Agaricales; Marasmiaceae. Gene Ontology annotation, molecular function: lactoylglutathione lyase activity; metal ion binding. The record is from RefSeq and is a predicted model, not a curated record.